This is a messenger RNA of Trichechus manatus latirostris (Florida manatee), 4756 nucleotides long. It is a transcript of the gene ENDOD1, whose product is annotated as endonuclease domain containing 1. NCBI's taxonomy places the organism in Eukaryota, Metazoa, Chordata, Mammalia, Sirenia, Trichechidae. The record is from RefSeq and is a predicted model, not a curated record. The transcript has 2 exons. Bases 29 to 1528 code for a protein of 499 amino acids. Gene Ontology annotation, molecular function: nucleic acid binding; hydrolase activity; metal ion binding.
CGGCCCCGGCGCGCUCCGAGAGGCCGCCAUGGGCACCGCGUGCUGGCUCGCGCUGGGCAGUCUGGUCACCCUGGCCGGACUGCUGGAAGGCCGGAUUGUGGGCGAGGAGGAGGCCGGCUUUGGUGAAUGUAACAAGUUCUUUUAUGCCGAGACCCCUCCCGCGGGCCUGGCGGCCGAUUCCCACGUGAAGAUCUGUCAGCGCUCCGAGGGCGCGGAGCGCUUCGCCACGCUCUACAGCACCCAGGACCGCAUCCCCGUGUACUCGGCGUUCCGCGCGGCGCGCCCAGGAGCCGGUGGCGCCGAGCAGCGCUGGCUGGUGGAGCCGCAGAUUGAUGACCCCAACAGCAACAUUGAAGAGGUGAUUAAUGAAGCUGAUGCCAUCACCUUGGUGAACAAUCUGGGAAGCAAGCAAGCCCUGAAUACAGAUUACCUGGAUUCUGAUUAUCAAAGAGGACAGCUAUACCCAUUCCCCCUUAGCAGUGAUUUCCAAAUGGCCACAUUCACUCUCACAAAUGCAGCUCCAAUGACCCCAUCCUUCAGGGAACGGUGGUACAUGAAUCUCAACAGCCUAAUGGACCGGGCCUUAGCCCCACACUGUGGCAAUGGGGAAGACCUAUAUAUCAUCACAGGCGCAGUGCCCUCAGACCACAAAGUUAAAGACAAAGUGAAAAUCCCUGAGUUUGUUUGGCUGGCAGCCUGUUGUGCUAUUCCUGGAGGCUGGGCUAUGGGCUUUGUCAAGCACACCCAGGACGGUGACGUCAUAGAAGAUGUGAUGGUGAAAGAUCUCGAGAAACUACUUCCAUCUGACCCUCAGCUGUUCCAUAACAACUGCGGUGAAACUGAGCAAGACACAGAGAAAAUGAAGAAAAUCCUGGAAAUGGUUAACCAAGUCCAGGAUGAAGAGCGAGGGGUGCAGUCUAAAGUGAGCGCUAUUCCUCUCUCCAGCACAAGGAACAAGAGGUCUGCUCUGUUGUCUCCAGAGGCACCUGAGGAAAGUAGUAGCCUUUUGGGAAAACUGAUGGGCAUCAUUGCUACCCCAUUCAUCAAGCUUUUCCAAUUACUUUGUUAUCUUGUGGUAGGAAUCCUGAAGUACAGUGUCUAUUUCCUGUGGUACAUUACCAAACAGGUGAUAAAUGGCAUAGAAAGUUGCCUUUACCGCCUGGGCUCAGCCACCAUCUCAUACUUUAUGGCCAUUGGGGAAGAGUUGGUAAGCAUUCCCUGGAAGGUGCUCAAGGUCACGGUCAAGAUCAUCAGGGCCAUUCUCCGGAUCCUUUGUUGUCUGCUGAAGGCUGUUUGCCGUGUUCUGGGCAUCCCUGUCCGAGUCAUUGUGGAUGUGGCCACUUUCCCUGUGUAUACCAUGGGUGCUAUUCCCAUUGUGUGCAAGGACAUUGCUAUGGGCCUUGGUGGCACUGUCUCUCUGCUCUUUGACACUGCAUUUGGCACUGUGAGUGGUCUGUUUCAGGUUGUUUUUGGUAUCUGCCAACGUAUCGGCUACAGGGUUACUUUUGACAAUUCUGCAGAGCUAUAGAACUCAAAAGACUAAUAGUGUUCAGCCACAGUGAAUUUGAUUUUUUUUUUUUUCAUAGAGAAAUCUGGAAUGUUUUAUCUUUACAGUGGGCUUCUGUCGAGUCAGUUAUUAUGUUUGACCUUUGCUGGGGUAUCUGCCUGUUUUUGCAGAGGAAGAUGGUACUAUUUAGACUUGACUCAAGAGAAAUGUUCAGGGUAGAAUUAUGUGUGGGUAAUCUGCUGUGUCCUCUGGUGAUAUGUGCAAACCUUCAAGCCAUUAAUAAUUUCAAUUAUUUGCUCUGAUAUGGAUGAGCCCUGAGAUACUCUGGUGUUCAUUUGUGAUAAUUAAAAAUUAUAGGAGAGUAGACAACUUUAAAAUUAUAGGGGAGAAAACAACUUUAAACCAAAGGGUUUUUGAGAAAAGAGGAAAGGAAUCUUGCUCCUCCCAUUACUCCCUGAGACUCUAGGCAAAACUGAAUAAAUAUCCCUGGCUGAUUUGUCAGCAAUUGCUUCUUUCUCCUCAACUCAAUUGAACUUAGAGAAGUGCAGACAAUGCCUCUCUACUGAGAUAACUUUCUAGGCUGGGAUUAGAAAAUCUGCUGUAUCUCUUUGCUUUCCAUGGUUACCAGGUUAAACUUUGCUGCAUUUUUCUUUUCAAUAAUGUUAAGCAUUUUUGUUACUCUGUAGUUUGCCAAAUGUGGUAUGACAAAGUGAGAAUACAAGAGUAAAGAAUUUCUUGUCCCUUGAACAGUGUAAUACACUCUUCUCAAGUAUAAGGAAGAGAACUCAAGGGUGGGAGCCAACCUUGGAUUGACUUGAUAUAGAUUAAAACUCUAGUUGAGAAGGUUGAGUUCAAAGACCUACAUGCUGAUCUAAUAUGAAUAUUCAUAUUCUACAAUGUACUACAGCAACCUUUCUUAAUGCAUCAAGCAAGUACCCAAUAUAGUGAACCACUCAAACUUUUAUCCUUAAAUGAUUGUUUUGGUAUAAAUAUAUAGAAAAGAGCUACACACACACAAACAAAACAAAAUAAAAAACAAAAAACUGCUCCAGUCAUUUUGAAAAAAUCUAUAUAUAAAAAUACUUGAUUAGAAAUUAUUACCUCUUAGGAACAUAUUUUUGUAGUGUGUUUGAGGCUGGAAAAGAUAGCUCUCCCAUUAAAAUCAAAUUCAAUUUGAGAACUAAUCUUAAAUUUUUUGAUCAAGCGCUCAUCAUUUUAAACCUUGUACUGAAAAUGGUAACAGGAAGAAAGCAGAAUCUCCCAAACUUUGCUCUGCCUUACACACAGCUGGGAUGUGACCACCUAGAUUUUUCUGAGUAUUCUAAAGAGUGGCUAUGAGGUUGGAAAGGGCCAAGUAUAAAAUACUGGUCUCGAGGGUGCCCGCCACCAGUCACCAGAAAGGUAGAUGCAAAAAUUAGGUAUUGAGAAAGGCAAAACAUUCAAGAAGAGAAUGAUGAGUCAACCAUUUGCAUUGAUUUGGUUGAUGAGAACUGUUGGUGUAGUGAGAAUUAAUGUUGCAGAAAGAUAGUUGAAUUGGACCCAAAAUAGAACAGCAUCCAAUGAGCUGCCAUCCUUAUGGAUGUGUGAUGCAGGGUUGGGGAGUAUGAACACUAGAUCAGUCCAUGAUAAGGAGAUACGUACUAGAUUUAUCUAAUAAUCGUAAGCAGUAUUUUAUAAACACUCCUGUUUGUGAGCAUAAAAAUCUAUAGUUGGGCCUGCCUUCAUGUCAGCGGUGUGAAGGUAAACGGAAGGGUGAGGUUUUUCCUUGGUAGUGAUGAUGGAUGAAAGAAAGGAAAUCUUAGAAGUGAUCACAGAGACAGUCUGGCUAACCCUUCAUUUGAUAAGGAAUCUGAGGCACAAGGAGGCAGCUGGUUUGCCCUCAGUUUCAUGACUAGCUGAUGGCAGAUCAGGAGCCAAGGUCUUUUGCACACGUCCUGUCACACUGGGAUGUCAGAUAUGUGGCAUGUGUGCUGCUAUUCACCUGCCUCCCUGGACCAUAGCAAAAUUCUCAAAUUCAGCAAAAAGACCGAGGCCCUGACUGAUCCAUUAAAUUUGGCAUGUGUGAUGAAGAUGAUUAGAUACCCAUGCACAACAUCAUACUGCUGCAUCCCAUGGAAUCCAUUUAUUCCCUCGUGUACAUAUUUGCAUUCUGAAAGACCCAAAGGAGGUAUCCACAGCAGCCUGAGUCCCCAGGGACCAUGCAAGGGACAGAGCAUCCAAACCAUUCCUCUGUAGAGCUGGUUGGAAAUGUCCUCUUUUCACUUAGAGUUUUCUAGUGUCUAUUUAUUUUUGUGUGACCAUUUUUGGAAUCUGGGAAGGGAGAAUAAAGCGAAAAAUAUCCUUAUGGCUAGGUGGCUGAGACCCUUCUCUGGACUCCUAGUGUUGGCCGUGCCUCUGUUCACCAGAACAGGCUGCCUUGGGCCUGGAGCCCAGCAGGUGGUUGAACUGCUAACCUCUUCCCAGUAAGCUACACUGGGCUUUAAGGUGGGAGUUUGGAUUUAUUAACCCCAGCUCUGGCUUGAGGAAUUUGCUGUAGCUCUGUUAUAUCCUUGGUCCCUUGGGGAAGGCAGCCACCUCUUCAUGAUUAUGAAGUUGACGUUCUUGUCUGAGGUUCAGCCACACCUUUGGACACUCCUCUUUUCACUUGUGCCUUUUGAAUGCUAGUUUGUCACUCAGCAUCAGCACCUCCCCCUAAAUGCAGACUAGGGAUUUGGGAGAAGGAACCAAGGUGAAGUACUCUUCAUUUGGUUAAUCGUCCAUUCAUGUAUCAAACAUGUACUGAACACCAGGGUUGCAGAGAUGAACCGUGCAUGGAUCCCAUCUUUGAGGAGUUCAAAAUCUAGUGGGGAGAACAGAUGGUGUGAUAGGUUCUUGUAACAUAUCCUGGUAUAUGCUACAAUAAGCAUACUAGAAGCAUGUUCUCUGGAGUACAGAAGGAAAAGCAACAAAACCAUGGAAAUCAGAGGCUUCACAGAGGAUGGGACAAAAAUCAGUUGGGCAUUUUGAAGCUAUGUACAAUGCCGUGCACCUGGCAGAUGCUCAAUAAGGUAAUUAUUGUCAACUCAUUAGCAUUUCUGUAAAAUAUCUAAAAGGGGAGAAUCCUAAUAGAUGAAAUGAGGUUUGGAGAUUGUCUCAGUUAUCUGUCUAGUGCUGCUAUAAAAGAAAUACCACAAGUGGGUGGCUUUAACAAAUAGAAAUUUAUUUUCGCAUAGUUAGGAGGCUGGAAGCCAGAAUUCAAGGCACUGGCUC